AUGGAUAAAGUUGAUAUGGCUUUCUCACUGACAGAGGACGUGGUGGAGGGUCAGCUUGUGGUGGCGUACUGCUCCGUGUCUCCCUCCUGUCCCACCUCCCUUCCUGUCUUCAGAUGGAGUCACCCUGGAGAGGAACAUUUUCAUUCUCUGCAGUUUGACGACGACCAGUGGAAAGCGACGGCUGCUCUGAGCUUUCGCCCGACCAGCGUUGACCACAACAAGUCUUUACAGUGCACCGCCCACUACAGCGAAGGGCAGAAGCAGAAAACCUCCAAGCUCCUCAAAGUUAAAAAUGCCCCAGUGAAUGUGAGGGUUGAGUACAAGUCUGAUGUGAAGGAGGGAGAAGCCGUGCAGCUGACAUGCACCAGCGACGCUCACCCCCCCGCCAGCAGCUAUGAGUGGUUCAGUGAAACUGUUGCUCAGCUGCAUCAGGGAAACCUCUACACGAUGCCAAACGUCUCCAGACACCUGGAUGCAUUGUACUGCACCGCCAUCAAUACAGUGGGACGAGGCAAAUCUAGCCCUGUGCGUCUCACUGUGUUGUCAAACUGUUCACUGAAGAUUGAUCCGCUCCAGCAAAGUGACCAAGGGCCGUUUGUUUUCAGAAUUGAGAUGGCAAACUUUAAUAGAUUUUCUUACAAAGCUCAUCAAGUAAACAUUACAAUGAUGGGUAAGAAAAACAUAACAAUCGUUGUGGCUAUCUCACUGACAGAGGACGUGGUGGAGGGUAAGCUUGUGGUGGCGUACUGCUCCGUGUCUCCCUCCUGUCCCACCUCCCUUCCUGUCUACAGAUGGAGUCACCCUGGAGAGGAACAAUUUCAUUCUCUGCAGUUUGACGACGACCAGUGGAAAGCGACGGCUGCUCUGAGCUUUCGCCCGACCAGCGCUGACCACAACAAGUCUUUACAGUGCACCGCCCUCUACAGCGGAGGGCAGCAGCAGAAAACAUCCAAGCUCCUCAAAGUUAAACAUGCCCCAGUGAAUGUGACGGUUGAGUACAAGUCUGAUGUGAAGGAGGGAGAAGCCGUGCAGCUGACAUGCACCAGCGACGCUCACCCUCCCGCCAGCAGCUAUGAGUGGUUCAGUGAAACUGGUGCUCAGCUGCAUCAGGGAAACAUCUACACGAUGCCAAACGUCUCCAGACACCAUGGUGCAUUGUACUGCACCGCCAUCAAUACAGUGGGACGAGGCAAAUCCACCCCUGUGCGUCUCACUGUGUUGUAUUCCCCUGGGAUUAAGAGCCUCUCCUCCUGCUCCUCAGAGGGAAAGAUGGUAAAGUGUGUGUGCAUUGCUGACUCCGUACCUCCCUGCAUGGUCCAUUUUGUGCUUUCUGAAGGAGUCCUACCAGGCACCAAGAUAGAGAGACAUGGCUCUGUCACCAUUGGAACUCUGCAGGCCGAGUUUGAAUCCUCUGAGUUUGUCCACUGUCUGGCAAACAACCCGGUGGGCAACGCCAGCCUCGUACUCUCCCUACCUGUGAACAGUGCGAUGCAGAGUCUCUAUAUCGCCAUCGCCAUCGGGGCAGGCGCGCUUCUGGUGAUACUUUUAAUAGCUGUGGGACUUGUUAAAAAAUGUAGGGGCAAAUCUGGAGAAACACCAACACCUCACAUGAGCGAUGUGAGGGAAAACAAAGAAGAGCUGACGGAAUAUGCUACAACAAAAAGAAAAGACAGGAACUACAAGGUGGUAACAAGACCUGCACAUCAUGUCGACGAGCAAGUGUAUGGCAACGUGGAGUCUGAAUGGGAUGACGCGAUCUACGCCAACGUGUAACAUCGCUGAGUUUGGUGCAGCUGCAGUUCCGCUGUGUGGGGGAUGUGGGUCAAGACAACU
This is a messenger RNA of Limanda limanda (common dab), 1833 nucleotides long. Its product is annotated as B-cell receptor CD22-like. Bases 1 to 1773 code for a protein of 590 amino acids. The record is from RefSeq and is a predicted model, not a curated record. Lineage: Eukaryota; Metazoa; Chordata; Actinopteri; Pleuronectiformes; Pleuronectidae. The transcript has 11 exons.